Molecule: messenger RNA, 846 nt
Organism: Euleptes europaea (tarantolino)
Lineage: Eukaryota; Metazoa; Chordata; Lepidosauria; Squamata; Sphaerodactylidae
Gene: FGFR1OP2
Product: FGFR1 oncogene partner 2
Exons: 6
Coding region: 159-821 (220 amino acids)
Biological process (GO): response to wounding
Source: RefSeq, a predicted model, not a curated record
CCUACCUGACUGUGCCUUUAUGGGGCUGCUCGGCGUGCCGGCGCUUCCUUCGCCUCUCCCUCGAGCCGCCGCUAUUUAAGAGGGCGACGGGAGCCGAGGCGGGCCGGCGGAUGCUUCCCCACAUCGCCCGGCUGUGCGCGCUGCCCGGCGUGGAAUGAAUGGUGACCAUCGAAAUGAGUUGCACAAUUGAGAAGGCCCUAGCUGAUGCGAAAGCACUUGUGGAGCGACUGAGAGAACAUGACAAUGCAGCGGAAGCCCUGAUUGAACAGACUACAGCUCUCAACAAACGAGUUGAAGCAAUGAAGCAGUACCAGGAAGAAAUUCAAGAACUGAAUGAAGUCGCAAGACACAGGCCUCGCUCUUCAUUGGUUUUGGGUAUCCAGCAGGAAAACAGGCAGAUCAGGGAACUGCAACAAGAAAAUAAAGAACUACGCACAUCUCUUGAAGAACAUCAGUCUGCACUGGAGCUAAUAAUGAGCAAAUACAGAGAGCAGAUGUUUAGACUGCUCAUGGCCAGCAAAAAAGAUGAUCCAGGUAUUAUAAUGAAGUUAAAGGAGCAGCACUCCAAGGAGCUACAAGUUCAUGUGGAUCAAAUUACAGAAAUGGCAGCAGUAAUGCGAAAAGCCAUUGAAAUCGAUGAGCAACAGGGCUGCAAAGAACAGGAACGAAUUUUUCAACUAGAACAAGAAAACAAAGGAUUGAGAGAAAUCCUGCAGAUAACAAGGGAAUCAUUUCUAAAUCUCAAGAAAGAGGAUGCAUCAGAAAGUACCUCUCUAUCAGCAUUAGUAACAAACAGUGACUUGAGCCUGAGGAAGAGCUGAAGAUCCUGUGGAAACUCUGAAUGAC